Messenger RNA from Molossus molossus (Pallas's mastiff bat), 3099 nucleotides. It is a transcript of the gene FOXN3, whose product is annotated as forkhead box N3. The transcript has 8 exons. NCBI's taxonomy places the organism in Eukaryota, Metazoa, Chordata, Mammalia, Chiroptera, Molossidae. Gene Ontology annotation, cellular component: nucleus. Gene Ontology annotation, molecular function: cis-regulatory region sequence-specific DNA binding; DNA-binding transcription factor activity. The record is from RefSeq and is a predicted model, not a curated record. Bases 201 to 1658 code for a protein of 485 amino acids. Gene Ontology annotation, biological process: regulation of DNA-templated transcription.
CCGCGAGUCCACUGCCGCCGCAGCCCCCCAAUGCAGCCGCGAGAAGCAGCGGGGGGGCAGGAGAUCGAAGCCACUGGAAACAUCGUCUCCUGGAAGACCGGAGCUGUUGUGAUCAUGGAGGCAUCUUUGUCCUUUCUGUGACUGGAGCAAUGCUGACCUCGGUUUCCUGGACCCAUUCUGACUCAGGAGCCUUCACGUAAAUGGGUCCAGUCAUGCCUCCCAGUAAGAAGCCAGAAAGCUCAGGAAUUAGUGUCUCCAGUGGGCUGAGUCAGUGUUACAGGGGCAGCGGUUUCUCCAAGGCCCUUCAGGAAGACGAUGACCUCGACUUUUCUCUGCCUGACAUCAAAUUAGAAGAGGGGGCCAUGGAAGAUGAAGAGCUGACCAACCUGAACUGGCUGCAUGAGAGCAAGAACUUGCUGAAGAGCUUCGGGGAGUCGGUCCUCAGGAGCGUCAGCCCUGUCCAGGACCUGGACGAUGACACGCCCCCGUCCCCUGCCCACGCCGACAUGCCCUACGAUGCCAGGCAGAACCCCAACUGCAAACCCCCCUACUCCUUUAGCUGCCUCAUAUUUAUGGCCAUCGAGGACUCUCCGACCAAGCGCCUGCCAGUAAAGGAUAUCUACAACUGGAUCUUGGAACAUUUCCCAUAUUUUGCAAACGCACCUACUGGGUGGAAAAACUCAGUGAGACAUAAUUUGUCAUUGAAUAAGUGUUUUAAGAAAGUGGACAAAGAGAGGAGUCAGAGUAUUGGGAAGGGGUCAUUGUGGUGCAUAGACCCGGAGUAUAGACAAAAUCUAAUUCAGGCUUUGAAAAAGACACCUUAUCACCCACACCCACACGUGUUCAGUACACCUCCCGCCUCUCCUCAGGCAUAUCAAAGCACAUCAGGUCCACCCAUCUGGCCGGGCAGUACCUUCUUCAAGAGAAAUGGAGCCCUUCUACAAGAUCCUGACAUUGAUGCUGCCAGUGCCAUGAUGCUUUUGAAUACUCCCCCUGAGAUACAAGCAGGUUUUCCUCCGGGAGUGAUACAGAACGGAGCGCGGGUUCUGAGCCGAGGGCUGUUUCCUGGAGUCCGGCCAUUGCCAAUCACGCCCAUCGGAAUGACGGCCACCGGGAGGAACGGCCUCAGCGGCUGCAGGACGCGGACUGAGAGCGAGCCCUCGUGCGGCUCCCCGGUGGUCAGCGGGGACCCCAAGGAGGAUCACAACUACAGCAGUGCCAAGUCCUCCAACGCCAGGAGCACCUCGCCUGCCAGCGACUCGGUCUCCUCCUCCUCGGCCGACGACCACUACGAGUUUGCCACCAAGGGGAGCCAGGAGGGCAGCGAGGGCAGCUUCCAGAGCCACGAGAGCCACAGCGAGACGGAGGAGGACGACAGGAAACACAGCCCAAAGGAGGCCAAGGAGGCCCUGGGGGACAGCGGCUACGUGUCCCAGCACAAGAAGCGCCAGCACUUCGCCAAGGCGAGGAAGGUGCCCAGCGACACGCUGCCCCUCAAAAAGAGACGCACGGAAAAGCCCCCCGAGAGCGACGACGAGGAGAUGAAAGAGGCCGCGGGGUCGCUCCUGCACUUGGCAGGGAUUCGGUCCUGUUUGAAUAACAUCACCAAUCGGACGGCAAAGGGGCAGAAAGAGCAAAAGGAAACCACGAAAAAUUAAAAACAAGUCACUGAUUUGUUUUGAACUUACGGCCAUUUGGUUUCAGCAUGUCAGGAGAUUUCUAAUGAUUUGUGGCAAUAUCAGCAAUUUCUUUUUUUUCUUUUUUUCCUUUGGUUUGGUUUUCUUUCUUUUCUUUUCUUUUCUUUUUUAAUUUGCCCCCCUCCUUUGUUUUGGACCCUUGAGAAUUUUAUUUUUAAAGGAGAUUGAAGCCAUAGAACUCAUUGACAUUCAGCCGUUUUACAAAAGCUUCUCAUUAUCUGAAGACAAAACCGAAAAAGCCAAAAUUACCAUUGCUUCCUCCAGCUUGUCAGAGGCAUGUGGCGGAUCCGCAGGGAUGGCGACGAGAAUGCCACGGAAUACCCAUACUUGGCACCUAGAGGCACACGUGCGAGGUCGUCACCUGUCAGGCCUGCCCUUAGGUGUAAAAGGUUAGGAUGUCCACCCAGUUGGGGUCACUGGGUGAAAGUGCAUGAGGCCACUGGGGAGAAGGAAGAGCCCCCAGCUCCCCAGGAGCAGACCCAAGCUUGUGGCACCAGGCAGCGUAUUAUGCCAGGAAAACCCUUGGCAUUGCCACUCAGCAUGCGGGGGUGGGGGGCAGGGAAACCAGUCCUCUGUGCUGCUUCGUUGUGAAGCUUUCCCAGUCAUCUUUCAAGGGGGACACUGGACGUUCGUGGACACUGGGUGUCAAUGACUAAGGAAAGGAAAUGGGGUCGAUUUUUAGUGAUGUUCCUAAUCCUUGAAUUCUGUUCUAUAUUAAAUUAAGAGAAUGUUCCACAAGCCAUAAGCCUGAAGGUUGGCCCCGCGCGUGCACACACACACACACACACACACACACACACACCCACACACCCCAGAGUGAGAAAACAGGCCAUGUGUGCUCAGCCGCCCAAGUGAAAAGCAAAUCCAAGACAUUACAAUAGCUGUCAAGGAAGGAAAUAAUGGUACAAAUCUUUUUCUGUCUGUCAAAACUAUUUGAUCUAAGUGAAAACAAACAAGCAAAAAGCUACGGAACCUGCCAUUAGUAUUGUGGUAUAUUUUUAAAAGAUGAAAGGCACAUUGAUGGACAAAAACAAAAAAGGAGAACGUGGCAAAAAACAAACAAACUCCUAUACUGCCCUCAAAAUGGAGUUUGCAAAUAUUGUCAGUCAGGAUUCAUCUUUGCAAAAAUCAGUGAUUUCCACAUUCAGCCAGUGUAGCCAGCAGAAAUUUCUGAUCCAGAGUGCAUGGAUUCCUUCUAAAAGAAAAAAAGAAAAAAGAAAAAAAAAAAUCACAAAAACACAAACUUUUUUUUUAUUCAAAAAUAAAGUUCUUGUAAGGUAAAUGUAUUUAGCAUGAAGCAUGAAUUAUUUUCAUAUAAAUAUAGAACAUAGAGAAAAGGCUAUGCCUCUAAUUUUUAAGCCCUUAGGCUUAGAAGUUCUUUGGGUUUUCUUCUUUUUUUGUU